Molecule: messenger RNA, 9835 nt
Organism: Oncorhynchus mykiss (rainbow trout)
Lineage: Eukaryota; Metazoa; Chordata; Actinopteri; Salmoniformes; Salmonidae
Source: RefSeq, a predicted model, not a curated record
ACUUCACUAACUUUGUGGAAGUUCCCUGCAGUCCUGGUUCGCUGUGCAGGCGCGUACACCCUCUGCAGUCACAGCUAGUCUUUAUCAUGUAUGACAGCCAUGCUCCGCAGCUUCUCCUGUCUAUAUUCCUCUUCUGUUUCGGAGUGAAGGCGAUGACUGAUCACUCCUGUUAUGACACGGACUUGGUGGACAUGGUGGUCCCCGUGGAGCUCUCUGGAGAGGAGGCUCACCUGUUGCAUGACUCAUCCAGGCGCAGCGCGCGUCGGCGCGGCCAGCGCUCUGUCGAUUCCCGGGGUGGACUAAACUCUGUGGAGGACACCUUAUUUUUCUCUUUACCUGCUUUUGGAAAAGACCUGUACUUACGCCUGAAAAGGGAUGCCGCUUUUCUGUCUGAGGGGUUUGUGGUCGAGGAGAGGGGAGGCGAAACAGACCCCCCUAAAUGGUCGCACCUGGCCAGAGACCAGCUCUGCUUCUACUCGGGAUGGAUUGUCAACCACACCGACUCUUUUGCCUCCCUCAACACCUGCAGCGGUCUGACUGGACUGGUCUAUACAGGAGAGGACAGUCUCUUCAUCCAGCCGGUCAACAGUUCUUCCGACUCCUUUUCCGGGCUGCAGCACAGGGUGGUCCGACACCGCCGCUCAGCCAAGACCAGCCCUCCUUCUGCCCCUCCCCCUGGAUUCACAGCUGCAGACAAGCAGCCCAAGGACUGCGGCACCAUUCCAGUGAGAAAGAAGAGGCAGAAGGGAGUGGAGGAGGGCCGUAGAAGGAGAAACACCAUCCAUCUGAAUGGGUUGUAUACGGUAGAGACGGUGGUGGUGGCAGACUCAGACAUGGUGCAGUACCACGGGGCAGAGGCCGCGCAGAGAUUCCUGCUCACCGUCAUGAACAUGGUGUACAACAUGUUUAACAGCAAGAGUCUGGGCGUCAGAAUCAACAUACGGGUCACCAAGCUGGUCCUGCUCCACAACCGCCCAGACAAGCUGAAAGUGGGCCACCACGGAGAAAGGGCCCUGGAGAGCUUCUGUCAGUGGCAGUGGGAGGAGUACGGCGGCCCCCGUUACUUAGGCAACAAUUACGUGCCCGGGGGCAGGGAUGACAUCCCACCUGUGGACACGGCCGUGCUCGUCACUAGGACUGACUUCUGCGUGCACAAAGACCAGCCCUGUGACACAGUGGGUAUUGCCUAUCUGGGAGGGGCAUGCAGCUCCAAGAGGAAGUGUGUUCUGGCCGAGGACAACGGACUCAACCUGGCCUUCACCAUAGCCCACGAGCUGGGACACAACAUGGGGAUGAGCCACGAUGACGACCAUGCUACCUGUACAGGCCACUCCCACAUCAUGUCUGGCGAAUGGGUGAAGGGCCGUAACCCCAGCGACCUGUCAUGGUCCCCCUGCAGCCGUGACGACCUGGAGAAGUUCCUCAGGUCCAAAGCCAGCAGCUGUCUGCUCCACACAGACCCCAGAAGCCGCUACAAGGUCCGCCUGCCACCCAAGCUGCCAGGCAUGCACUACAGUGCAGACGAACAGUGUCAGAUCCUCUUUGGAACCAACGCCACCUUCUGCAAUGACAUGGAGGUACACACACAUCACCUGAUGUGCGCGGGCCUGUGGUGUUUGGUGGAAGGAGACAAGUCCUGUAAGACCAAGCUGGACCCUCCUCUGGACGGCACAGAGUGUGGAGCUGACAAGUGGUGCCGGGCAGGGGAGUGUGUAAGUAAAAGCCCUAUCCCACAGCAUGUGGAUGGGGACUGGAGCAUCUGGAGUCAGUGGAGCCAGUGCAGUAGAACCUGUGGCACCGGAGCCCAGUUCAGACAGAGGAAAUGUGACAACCCGCCGCCAGGUCCUGGUGGUAGUAACUGUCAGAAGGCCAGUGUGGAACAUAAAGUGUGUGAAGGUCCUCCCUGCCCUAAAGGAACACCCAGCUUCAGAGAGCUGCAGUGUCUCUCCCAUGACCGCCAGGCCGGCAAGAAGAAGAACAGCAUAUGGACCGCAGUCAAUAACGAUGAGAAGCCAUGUGCCCUGUUCUGUUCCCCUGUGGGGAGAGAUGCCCCCAUCCUGGUGGCAGAGAGAGUGAUGGAUGGAACACCAUGUGGACCCUACGAGUCAGACCUGUGUGUCAAUGGCAGGUGUCAGAAAAUCGGCUGCGAUGGCAUCAUCGGCUCGUCAGCCAAGGAGGACCGCUGUGGGGUGUGUAACGGAGACGGACACUCCUGUAAGAUUGUCAAGGGAGACUUCAACCACACCAAGGGCAGGGUCUCCUCUAGCCACUGUAAGAGGGUUUCUACCUGUGUGAUGGCUAAACCAAGGGCUGUCCCCAAGUGUUUCUCAUGUUACAUCGAGGCUGCUGUCAUCCCCGUUGGUGCUAGGAGAAUCAAAGUUGUGGAGGACAAGCCCUCACACAGCUUUCUGGCAAUGAAAGACUCUACCAAGAGGUCCAUCAACAGCGACUGGAAGAUUGAGCUUCCUGGAGAGUUCCAGCUGGCCGGCACUACAGUGCGCUACGUCCGGAGAGGACUCUGGGAGAAAAUGUCCGCCAAGGGACCCACCAAGACCCCGCUGUACCUCAUGGUGCUGUUGUUCCAUGACCAGACCUAUGGGAUACACUAUGAGUACACAGUGUCUCUGAACGUAACUGAACGUGAUGAUGUCAGUGAGGAGCAGAGAGCACCAGAGCACCUCUACCUUUGGACACACAGCUCCUGGCAAGACUGCAACGUACAGUGUGGAGGAGGUGAGAGGAGGACAGUGGUGUCCUGUAUGAGGCUGGUCAAUAAAAGCAUGACUCUGGUGAAUGACAGCCUCUGCCAACCAGAGAACAGGCCGUUACCCCAAGUACGACGCUGCAACUCACACCCCUGCCAGUACAGGUGGGUGACAGGGGAGUGGGGCCAGUGUUCGGUGACGUGUGGGAAGGGUCUCCAGCUGCGUGAGGUGGGCUGUGUGUACCAGCUGCAGAACGGAUCCCUUAUCCACACACGGGACUUGUACUGCCAGGGGGGCAAACCCCCCGCCCUGCAGGGCUGCGAGGGACGCCACUGCCUCACUGCCUGGGAGGCCUCUGAGUGGUCCAAGUGUUCUUCAGACUGUGGCAGUGGGGUCCGUCGGAGGACAGUGAGGUGCACCAACCCCCAGGGGAACUGUGACCCCCUCUCUCAGCCUGCUGACCAGGAGCCCUGUGAGGACCACUCCAAAUGUUACGAGUGGAAGACUGGGGACUGGUCCAAGUGCUCAUCAUCCUGUGGGAAGGGCCUGCAGUCCAGAGUGGUCCAAUGUAUGCACAGAGUGACAGGUCGCCACGGUAAUGACUGCCCCGUGGUGUUCAGACCACCCACCUACCGGCCCUGUCACCAGGAGGCCUGCAAUGACAAAGUCAACGUCAACACCAUCACCUCCCCCAGAUUAGCUGCUCUGACCUACAAGUGCACAGGAGACCAGUGGACUGUGUACUGCCGUGUGAUCCGAGAGAAGAACCUGUGCCAGGACAUGAGAUGGUACCAGCGCUGCUGCGACACCUGCAGAGACUUCUACGCCAACAAAACACCCCGCAAGAGUUAAUGAUGAAAGCACUCACACACAUACUGUACACAGACAGACACACACUUCACCUAGGGCUACGACUUUAGAUGCUUCUGUAACACUUGACUUAAAGCUUGCGGGUAUAAUGCUUUGUAAGUCGUUAUAAGCAUGAAUGAGCCUUUAUAAUGUGUUAUAAUAAGGCUUAUGAUAUGAUAUGUCUCUCUAUGUAUCAGCAUGUUAACCGACUCAAAAUGUCUGUUAUUUAACCUGCUUGAGGAGAUGAUACUAAAUAUUGUAAGGGUCUCGUGGCAGGUCUUUAUGCCGGCAGGCUUUAAGUAAAGAGUUACGGAUGUUUCUACUGAAUUAUUCAGAUUCUUAUUAUUAAUUAUAGGACAUUCAAUUUUGGAGAAAACAAGUGGAAAUGAGUGCAGAGACCAUUUCAAGUGGGAUCAUAAGCUUGCUGUUGUCAUGAAGACUUGAAAACCUUCUGUAACUUGUUUUAUUGCUGUAAACCAAAGCGAGGGACUUGGAAGUCUGGGGAGUCUCUCGGUGGGUAGCCUGUCGCAUCAACGUUUGUUGUACAGUGUGAUUUACCAUUAGCGUUAACAUAUGUGAUAACUCUUUAUGUGGAAAGGUCAUUGUUGUCAGAUUGUCUAUAGAUGCUCAGUGAACUAUCAGAACAUGUCUGAUCUUCUUCCCCGGGCCCUGAAGAAGUGGAUGUGGAUUAAGGCAGCCACCCUCACCUCUCUGAUUCGGAGGGGUUGGGUUAAAUGCGGAAGACACAUUUCAGUUGAAUACAUUCAGUUGAACAACUGACUAGGUAUCCCCCUUUCCCUUACUUACAUAGAUAGAAUGUAUGUACAUCACAGGAGGCUGGUGAGGGGAGGACUGCUCAUAAUAAUGGCUGGAAUGGAAUGGUAUCAAAUGUUUGAUGUGUUUGAAACCAUUCCAUUUAUUCCGUUCCAUCCGUUACUAUGAGCCCAUCCUUCCCAAUUAAGGUGCCACCAGCCGCCUGUGACAUACAUACAGUACUUACACACACAUACAUUAAAAGACCUGUAAGGGCUUUGUUAUUGCAUGUUAACAGAGGUGCAGUUGACAUGUAAUACAUCUAAAUGGUAGUUGGUACGUAGUCUGAGCAUGUAGAUCUGUAGGGGACUAUCCAGAUAAAGUGGGCCUGUAUAUUCUCUUGUGUUUAGUUCAGCUGGCCCUGUAUUCACCAAGCCACUGGCUGGCCACUCACUAGACUGGGCCAAGAGACCUGGCUCGUGUUCAUUAGGCACCAGAUGGACUGAAACAGGUAGGGACUACUUGAACUUGUUCAAUAAGAAACGCUAAUUUUCUUUUUUCCGCUGCAACGUUUGAAAACUUUUCCCAUUGUGUGCUUUGAUGAACAUGACCCGGGUUUCUUCUCUUAGGGACAAACCGUAACUUGAUGUCUUGAGAGAACGUGAAUUUCGCAUUGACAUCAAUCCAUAAGCUAAGUCUUGGUUACACAUUUGGAUCUCAAGUUAGGAUUUGUCCCUUAGUUCCACGAUAGAUUAUGUGUACUUACAUUUUGUUGUUGUUUUUUGUUGAUGUCAUUGUCAUUUUUUGGCGGUUGUUGUUAUUUAAAACUAGUCAGGAGCCGUUGUAAGGUACUGUAGUUCUACAUUGAAAUUAUCAAGCUAACGAUAGGAUAGGCCUGGUUCACUAUUCCCUAGGCUCACCUGAAGGCCUUGGACAGCCCAUGUAGCAUCCGUCUCUCUCCUGAGGAUCCAAUGUAGGAGACAGUGCAGUGGUGGGGGUGUAAUUUAAGAGAAGAUUAGAUGUAUCUUAAGUUACUGUCGUCCUACAGUUAACCACAUACAGUGUAUUCAGUACUGUAUAUGUGAGUGGAAUCCACAACCCAGUGUCAUUAACAACUUGCUCCAACUACGCUCCAUGAACCAACUGAGCAAUCUGGGUGAAGCAGGUUGCAGCUAUAUUGUUAGGUUCAAUGUAAAACACUAAUCCCUGUAUCAUGUGUGUAUCUGUUGUCCUCCCUUGGUGCUUGGUACAUCGUCAUGACGUAAACUAGUCUCUGGUUUUAAACUUCACACUUACUCCAAACCAGGUGUUUGUUAACAUUUCCAUACAUCAUGAAACUUGAAAUUGGUUUUAACUAUUAAACAGUAAUUCAAACACAAUGUGAGGCUUACACCGAUUUCAACAGCUUGUCCUUAUGCAUGAGUGUGGCAAACGUAGACGUCACAAACAUCUACAUGUAAACAUUAAUGGAGGCAGCGUUAUGUUUGCUACAAAAUGAUGGUGCAGUAGAUAACUGACUGUAAAUAAUGUACAGUUAGUUAUCACAGACAUUCUUUAUCCAUAAAUGACGAAGUGUCUCCAGUUGUGUUCCCGUUUUACAGAUUAUGACUUAAAGGGGUAAUCUCCAGUUGUGUUCCCGUUUUACAGAUUAUGAUUUAAAGGGGUAAUCUCCAGUUGUGUUCACGUUUUACAGAUUAUGAUUUAAAGGGGUAAUCUGCAGUUGUGUUCCCGUUUUACAGAUUAUGAUUUAAAGGGGUAAUCUGCAGUUGUGUUCCCGUUUUACAGAUUAUGAUUUAAAGGGGUAAUCUGCAGUUGUGUUCCCGUUUUACAGAUUAUGAUUUAAAGGGGUAAUCUGCAGUUGUGUUCACGUUUUACAGAUUAUGAUUUAAAGGGGUAAUCUCCAGUUGUGUUCACGUUUUACAGAUUAUGAUUUAAAGGGGUAAUCUCCAGUUGUGUUCCCGUUUUACAGAUUAUGAUUUAAAGGGGUAAUCUGCAGUUGCUACAUACAUUUUUUGAUUUAUAAAUGAGCUCAGGUCAACUGUCUUCCCCAUCAGAACCCCAAAUGCUUGUUUUACAUGUAAACAAACACUAUGAAGCCUUAAAACAUGGUUAAAACUAUCAGCUUCAUAUCAUGGAUGGUCAGUCCUUGCAUCCAUAGCUCGGUCUAUGAAUUUGAUAGUGGUUACAUUUCUCCAGACUUUUUUGAUUGUUUAAACUGCUGAUUGACGCUUUCCAAGUGUAUUACGUAACAUUCAGCACUGUAGUGUAUAUCUUUGGCACUGGCCUAGUUCUCCUGGUUCUUGGAGUUGGCUGAAGCAGAAACAGAUCUAGAGUUACCCCCAGGUAGAGACCCUGUCCCUCAGGUAGAGACCCUGUCCCCCAGGUAGAGACCCUGUCCCCCAGUUAGAGACCCUGUCCCCCAGGUAGAGACACUGACCCCCAGGUCAGGAAGACCCCAGGCAGAGACCUUGGCCCCCAGGUCAGGAAGCCCCCAGGCAGAGACCUUGGCCCCCAGGCAGAGCCCCCAGUAUUGGGAUAAGAGCUGAUAUGGGCCCAGGUCAAAACAGAGAAAACAAACAGCCCAGCUCUCAAAACUCCUGAGUCCCACAUUUCCAACCCUUCAGAGCAGAAACCAUUAAUCAAUCAAACAAUCUAACAUGGUACUGUUUACCUAUGUGUUCAGAACACGUAGGACAGAGGACCACCCUGGCGGUACCGUGUGUGUGUGUUUGCAUGCGUGUGUGUAAUCGAUGAUUGUCUCCGUGGUACGCGCCGUCAGUGGGGAGAUCUUCAUUGAAAAGGUCACACUGUUCACACUUUGAAGACAGACUUGCAAAGAAAACAUCCCGGUUAAAGACAUGCUCCGGUACUUUGGUGAAUAAGAAAGUAUUUUGUAACCCUCCCCCUUUGGACUGGAUGUGUCAAUGUGUAGUUCAUACAUGCAUAAUCUAUGAGCAGAAUUACUGUCUUGCCUCAAUUAGCCAGAAAUUCCUAGUUUGAAGCUGUGCCAAGCCAUUUUCCUUACAUUUCCCCCCUCGUGGGCCAGCCUCCUAGCAAUUUGAGUUCUAGCCAAUAAGCUUCAGCCCUUCGAGUGACAGCUAGCAAGAGGCUUGCCUAGUUAUUCAAUGAGGUUGGAGGGUGGGCCCAACGGCUCAGUGGACGAGAGAGAGAGCGAGAGAGAGAGAGAAAGAGAGAGGGGCCCAUCACACAAUAAAUACUCAUACAAAACCACAGUUACACAUCAAUUAAAAACACAACUCCAAUUCCUCAUCCACAGUAACUAAACACAACAGCCUCUGAAUACCCCAUAUACUCAAAAACAGAUCAAUAUUGUUGACAAGUUUAUAAUAGGCAAGCUCAACCCUUAGUCUCGCUGCCAACAUUCCCUCCAGCAUUCCCACCACAUCCACAGACCCCUGUCCCCGAAUACUGUUCUUUCGGGUCUCCAUAUCGCUAAUUUUGCUGCCCCUAACACAAAAUUAAGCAACACAACUACACCCUUUUGAAUGAACCUCUACUUUGGCCCAAAUAUAUACAGUUGGGAAGAGAAAACCUCUCCCAACGUUGAGAACCAAUCAGUGAUCAGUUCAAUCACCCCGACCAACCUGGGACACAGUAAAAACAGAUGUGCCAGAGAUUCAGACUCAGCACAGAAUGGACACCCCUCCCCAACAGUAGGGUCCAGGUGUACCAGAUGCAUGUUGGUGGCUAUGGCUCCAUGUAUUAUCCUCCAUUGGAGGACAGCUGUGCUCUUAUCAAUAGGCAGUUUGUAUAAUGAUCGCCAACAGCCUUUUGGAGAGGCACCUGGAGCAAGCACACCCGCCCACCUCGUCGAUUUUACCCCUUCCAGGGAAGAGGCAUGGCAGCACUAACAAUCAGUGCAGGGAACACAUAAUCCAGACCCUCCUUCCACCGAUCAGAAUUGGAAGUGUCAGUCACAUACUGCAGAAGAAGCACUGGCAAGGAGUCACAUACCUCAGCGACGACCUUCCUCAGUAGGCGAGAUGAUCGGAUCCCCGCUCUUUCUCCCAGCUCCUCCAACGAUCUGCUCCUGCUCCGCAUCAGAUGACCCAGCUUGGUACACCCCACGCCUAACAGGCAUGAACGUAGGCUAGCUGAACCCAAAACACUGGACUGGAUGGCAGUGUUGUGAAAAAGAGGCUCUUCAAAAAGCCACAUCCCUGGUGGCGUGCCAGCUUUACAGGACUUGACAAGGACUCUCCAAGCCUGCAUAACAGACUCAUAAAAUGGAGUCAGGCCAGACAAAUCACUCCCCUCCAGCUUUCAGAGGAAAAUGUGCUUGUCUAAGCCCAAACAGCCCAGUAUCCUCAUCAAUGUGUAGGCUGUUUCGACCCAGCUAAAACCGUCUCUGUACAACAAACUCUGGGCUGCUUGAAGCCGGAAAGCCAUGAUUCUAGAGGAAAUGUCCACCAGGCCUUGCCCACCCUCGUGCAGUGGCAGGUACAGGGUGCAGCUUUAAUCCAGUGUUGUCCAGACCAGAAGAAAUUGACAAGGGACCUCUGAAGUUCUUGUAUCAGACCCUUUGGUGGCUGCAAAAUCAUUAGUCUGUGCCACAGGUUAGAGGCAGCAAGAUUAUUAGCUACCAGUACCCUUCCCCUAUAAGACAGCUGGGGCGGCACCCAUUUUCAUCUUGACAGUCUGGCACACACCUUCUCCACUACACCCUCCCAGUUAUUUUUCUGAAAGACAUCGGAGCCUAGAAAAAACCCCAAAGUCUUCAUCCCAUCUCUGCCCCACUGAAGUCCCCCUGGUAACCGUGGAGCGGACAACGUCUGAAGCUGACCUUCCCACAGCGCUUCACCCAAUUGACUCUAGCUGAGGAGGCCCCCUCAAACACCUUUAGAGCGUUUGAGAGAACCUUAACAUCCUCAGCCCCUGUAAUAAAAACUGUCAGGUCAUCUGCAUACGCAGACAGUGCGAUCAUGGGACCCUUCAUUACUCCCGGCACAGAGAAAUCAGUAAGCUUCGCUCUUAAAAAACAAAGCAUUGGUUCAAUCGCGAGACUAUAUAACUGCCCUGAAAUGGAUGGGGCAACUCAAACCACCCACCUUCACCAUACACGAGGCCCCAGCAUGCAGUAAAUUCAUCCAAGACAAAAUUCAUCUCCCUUUUCGGGCAAGCAUGUCGCUUAUGGCCAACAUCCCCACACUCAAAACACCGUUGACUACCCGUACUAGCAUAAGCCAUAUACAGUCUGUUGUCAUACUUAUCUUUAAACGAUGACUCCAAAGUCUGCUCCGGUGAGUCCAAAAACAUAAACACCUGUCGCCGAAAUGACAUUACCUGUUUCAACGCCGGGUGUUUGCAACCCAACGGGACAACCUUAAUUGAACUGGCGAACUUCCCAAAGCGCAAUAACUCGCGCUCCAAUAGCUCAUUGGGAAUAAACGGCGGUACAUUUGAAAUCAUUACCCUUGUUGACAGAGAAAAAGGCGGCGUAACUUGAAUAAACAUUCCUUUAAUAAGUACGACAUGCUCAACCAUACGAUCAACAAGACACUCUUCUU